UUUUGACCAAUGAUAUACGUCGAAAAAUAAGCUCCGCCCGCCAUUACGUACCUCGGACAAGACUCGGACAUUACCGCCAUGUUGUGUACGAUUAGUACAGUGAUGUUUACAUUGUUUUCAACGUGAAAAUAGAUCUAUUCUGAAGAGAAAAUGGUGAAACAUUGUUCAUUUGGAACGUGCAAUUCGGACAGUCGAUAUAAAGACAAGCUUAACGGUGCCAAGUUUAUACCGUUUCCUAAACCAAAGACGAACUUGCACAAGUGUAUGCGAUGGAUUGCGUUAUGUCAUAGGCCGCAGCAUCAGCUAAAUGUCAACAAAAUUACAAAAGAUACGUAUAUAUGUACUAAGCAUUUCUUCAAUAUUGAUGGGCCAACAGCAGAGUACCCAGACCCAUGUGAUGCAAAAACAGGGGAAUUUAAGAAGGCGAGACAUCCUCCAUCCCGUCAGCCUCUCGGUGCAUUUAGUGGAAAUGCUACUUCCAGUAAUGUACUGUCAUUUAGGUAA
This is a messenger RNA of Saccostrea cuccullata (small rock oyster), 504 nucleotides long. RefSeq lists its product as uncharacterized. NCBI's taxonomy places the organism in Eukaryota, Metazoa, Mollusca, Bivalvia, Ostreida, Ostreidae. The transcript has 2 exons. Bases 151 to 504 code for a protein of 117 amino acids. The record is from RefSeq and is a predicted model, not a curated record.